AGAUCCGCAAGCAUCCCAUCACCUCAACUCAUCACAUAAAUCACGACAACGCUCAAGCCCAAAGUAGUCAACAACUUCGACAGCCACGUCCGAAGCACCACGAAAUCACCAUAACCAUGAGCACCAUCAACGCAUUCACCCCGGCAGUCCACGUAGCUUCAGUAGACACAACACCUGCUGUCAUCCAAGCCGCCAGAAGAUUCCGAAACAUGUUCAAGGAAGCACAUCCCUUCGCCCGGGAUACCGCAUUUCUGAGACCUCACCCAGUAGCUUGGGAAUUCUACACGACCAGGUUUGCACGUGCCGCCAAAUUCUACCCCUUGGUGGUCCUCUUCCUCGGCUGGCCUUUUGCUAUGAAGUAUGCUGUCAAUUACAGCAAUGGGGUGUAUGAUGCGCCGAAGAAUUCGAGAAGGAAUUAGGGUGUGCUUUUUUUUUGUUGGGGUUGAAGAGGAGUAUGCAUAGGGAUGGCGUUCUGGUGUAACAAUACCCAUUGAGUGGGAUUCGCGUAGCGAGUAGAGUUCGGGCAGGUUCUGAUCAUUGGUUUAGUCCUUGGAUUGGGUCAUCUAGAUGAUAGAUUGUACAGCAAGCUGCGUUCAGGGUAGCUCGAAGCUGCAAAGACGACAAAUCAUUAGAAAUGUUAUGGUGAUUGCCAUUGGCAUACCGCCUCUCAUUCGCUAUGCCACGUGC
Pseudocercospora fijiensis CIRAD86 is the source of this 687-nucleotide messenger RNA. RefSeq lists its product as uncharacterized. The transcript has 2 exons. The record is from RefSeq and is a predicted model, not a curated record. The coding region runs from base 117 to 419 and encodes 100 amino acids. Lineage: Eukaryota; Fungi; Ascomycota; Dothideomycetes; Mycosphaerellales; Mycosphaerellaceae.